Zychaea mexicana is the source of this 624-nucleotide messenger RNA. RefSeq lists its product as uncharacterized. Gene Ontology annotation, biological process: tetrahydrofolate interconversion; folic acid-containing compound biosynthetic process. The coding region runs from base 1 to 624 and encodes 207 amino acids. The record is from RefSeq and is a predicted model, not a curated record. The transcript is spliced from 6 exons. Gene Ontology annotation, molecular function: 5-formyltetrahydrofolate cyclo-ligase activity. Gene Ontology annotation, cellular component: mitochondrion. NCBI's taxonomy places the organism in Eukaryota, Fungi, Mucoromycota, Mucoromycetes, Mucorales, Lichtheimiaceae.
AUGUCUACAGCACUGGUUGCCCUGAAACGUACAUUGCGCAAGGAACUGAAAUUUCAACUUAAAGCUGUUUCACCAAGCACCAUCACCGCUGAAUCUGAGCAAGUCAUUCAAAGGUUAUUUGAUCUCGAAGCAUAUCGUGCCAGUCGUCAUGUCAGCGUCUACAUUAGUCUCCCGGGUGGCGAGAUAGAUACGCGAGCUAUUAUUCAUCAUAUUUUACAUUCAGACAAAUCAUGCUAUGUACCACGCUGGACCAAGGAUGACAUGGAAAUGGUCAAGAUCAGGUCCUGGGACGAAUAUUUAGCACUACCUGUCAAUAAGUGGAAUAUCCCGGAACCAUCGCAUGAGCAACUGAUGGAAAAUGCUCUGGAAAAGGAUGGUUUGGAUUUGAUCAUUGUACCAGCCAUGGCUUUUGAUACCGACCGUAAUCGUAUUGGUCACGGCAAAGGUUAUUACGACAAGUAUAUACGUGCUUGCAAUGCUUGGUCUGCCGCUCAUGAUCGCCAGCAUCCAAAAACAGUGGGUCUUGCACUUUCGGCACAAUUGCUUGAGGCAGGCAGGAUUCCAGUCGAGCCAUUUGAUCAAAAGAUUGAUUGUAUUUUGUCACCAGACAAGGUUAUUCAAUAA